Molecule: messenger RNA, 1128 nt
Organism: Ambispora leptoticha
Lineage: Eukaryota; Fungi; Glomeromycota; Glomeromycetes; Archaeosporales; Ambisporaceae
Source: the annotation of a GenBank genome assembly
AUGUCGAACGUAGAAAGUGAAAAUAUUCUACAGGAAAACUCAUCAACACCGUUUGUAUUAAUCUCUGACAUAAUAUACAAUAUAUUGCUGCAUCUUGCUCCAAACACAUACGACGUUCAAUAUCAUCAUGAAGGAUUCAAGGAUAUAUAUCAGUGUCUGUUCAUAAAUCGUCAAUGGUGCCAUCAAACGAUUCCAUUUUUAUGGCGUCAACCAUUUAAUCCGCCAAAAGGUGGCGAUUGCCAACGACAACUUUGUAUCUUAAUGUCAUUUCUUUCGCCGUCACUUGUUUCAAGCCUUCGUGAUGAACACAAUAUUGAUUUACAACAGUCAUCUUCGUUAUUAUAUAAUGACGACUCGGGAAAUAAGCCAAUUUUUUAUUAUCCAGCAUACAUAAAGUAUUUGAAUUAUGGUGAUCUACUUAGAAUAGUUGAUAAAUUCAUUUUAACUACAGAUGCGAAACUGUUGACAGCAAGACCUGCAUUAAUCGAUGCAUUAUUACGUACAUUCAUUGAAUAUGGAGCAAAAUUAAACUUUCUGGAAUUCAAAGGCGGAAAUAGUCUUUAUCUCAGUAAUUAUUUGAUUCUGACACAAGAAAAAUUAAUUCCGUUUUUCUCAGAGACUAAAAAACUUGAGUUAUCCAGAGCUUCAAAUAAGAACGAACUGAUUCUUUAUUUGUCUAGAGCAUGCCAAUAUUUAACAACUAUUUCAAUCAAAAUACAAGAUGCCGAUUACACAAGUAAUUCAGACAGCGAAAUUAUCAAAAAUACAGCAAAACUUGUUCGUGCUCAAAAAGGACUCCGGAAACUGACAAUAGACUCGAUCAACGGCAAAAGCAUUAACGAAAUACUUGACUCUUUAUCUACACAAACUCGUACUCUUUCAUAUCUGAAAUUUUAUAAUGUCGAUUUUAGUGAAGCUAUAUCGUGGAAUACAAUCGCAGAGUGUGAAAAUUUAGAAACUUUUAUCUUACAUUCUUGUCGAAAUGUUUCAAUGGGAUUAUGGAAUCCAUUAAUUAAAAAAGAUGUACUACCUCAUUUAAAACUUGUUGCCGGGACAAGAUUAAUGUCAUAUAACAGCGACCCAGCACUUAGAGAGUGGUUGUGGCAGAGAUCAAGACGACGUUUUUGA